GUGAAGGAGACGCGGACGACCACCGAAGCGCCGAGGGGGGAGCCCGUCGCCGGCGAAGCCUCCUUUUCCCGCCCUUUUCCAGCCCAUGGUGCGCUCGGCGAGGCGCUCAGGGGCUUUGAUUUCCCUCAGACGCUGACAGGUCCAAAGACUCAAACGAUAACAUGGACUGGGGAACGCUACAGGGCAUUUUAGGAGGUGUAAACCAACAUUCUACCAGUAUUGGAAAGAUUUGGUUGACUGUCCUGUUCAUCUUCCGUAUUAUGAUCCUUGUUGUUGCAGCGGAGGAAGUCUGGGGUGAUGAGCAAGAUGAUUUUGUGUGCAAUACACUGCAACCAGGAUGCAAAAAUGUCUGCUAUGAUCAUUUUUUCCCCAUUUCCCACAUCAGACUCUGGGCCCUCCAGCUCAUCUUUGUCUCCACCCCUGCACUCUUGGUGGCAAUGCAUGUCGCAUACAGGCGGCACGAAAGGAAAAAGAAGUUCCGAAAGGGAGAUAAAAGCUGUGAAUAUAAGGACAUAGAAGAAAUAAAGAAACAGAAAUUUCACAUCGAAGGUCCCUUGUGGUGGACAUACACUACCAGCAUCUUGUUCAGACUGAUUUUCGAAGCUUCUUUCAUGUAUGUGUUUUACUAUAUGUAUCAGGGAUAUCACAUGCCUCGGCUAUUGAAAUGCAGCGCCUGGCCGUGUCCCAAUGUAGUGGACUGCUUUGUUUCACGUCCCACUGAAAAGACCGUCUUUACCAUUUUCAUGAUUUCAGUGUCUGGCAUUUGCAUUCUGCUGAAUGUGGCCGAGCUCUCCUAUUUGCUGCUGAAGGUUUGUGCCAGAAGGUCCAGAAGACCAGGGAAACCAAAAAAUCACACUAACCAUGAGAACAAAGAAGAAAGCAAACAAAACGAAAUGAAUGAGCUUAUAUCUGACAGCUGCCAGAACACAGUAACAGGAUUUCCAAGCAGCUAAGGUGGCCACAAGCCUAACAUGCGAUGCAUACAAAAUAAAUGAAUAGCCACAUGCAUAGUUGUCUGUGAAUUUGGUUAGAUUUAACUAAGCACUAAAUUAAGUGGGAAAACAUGAGUAUUACAACAUGUUGGAAUUAGGCACGUGGUGUCACGUUUUUUAAAGGUCAAUAACAACAUAGGAAUGUAAAGAGUAUUGGAAAUUAAAGAGAUUACAUCGUAUUAUGCAUAUCUGUACCAAGUCAGCUUUGAUUUCAUUAGAAAGUAAUACUUGUUAGUAACUUCUUGCUGAGACUCAUCCUAAAGCCAAAGGGAAAGGAAUAGCUGCCUUCCAGACUAGAUACUAUUAGUAUUAUGAGACACUUUACUACUGUGGUAGCAGUUUUAAUUGUGAGCUUGCAUCUAAAUUAAAGUAUUUUUAUAUGGUCUGAUAUUCCAUGUUCCUUGGUAUUAACAUGUAUGAAUGAGUAGCGUCUCUUUUUAAUAUUUUGUUGAAAGCUAGCAUGACGGCCAAUGUAUUCAUGCUGCUUGAAGUGAAUCAUUUCUAAGCAUAUGACUACAUGCUGUAAAUAAUUCUAUGAAUACUCUAUUUUACAUACUACCAGUUUUGAAAUUAUUUGUACUAUAAUCCAUGAAUGAUAGUCAUAUCUGAAUAACAAAAAACACUGGUUUCAUACGCUAAAGAAGAUUUCAAGGAGUAUUGUUUUUUUUAAAUAAAUGAAAACCUGCAGACUGGAAAUGACAGUAGUAGGGAAAGGGAGGUUAACUGGCUGAAAAUAAUGUGAAGAAAUUUCUCUCAACCAGUAUGAGCAAAUUUUUAGAACAAAGUGUUUCAAAUAAAGGAAAAAUAUAUAU
Lacerta agilis (Sand lizard) is the source of this 1804-nucleotide messenger RNA. Its product is annotated as gap junction beta-6 protein-like. The transcript has 2 exons. Gene Ontology annotation, cellular component: connexin complex. The record is from RefSeq and is a predicted model, not a curated record. Gene Ontology annotation, biological process: cell communication. Bases 162 to 953 code for a protein of 263 amino acids. Lineage: Eukaryota; Metazoa; Chordata; Lepidosauria; Squamata; Lacertidae.